Molecule: messenger RNA, 1120 nt
Organism: Misgurnus anguillicaudatus (oriental weatherfish)
Lineage: Eukaryota; Metazoa; Chordata; Actinopteri; Cypriniformes; Cobitidae
Product: retinal cone rhodopsin-sensitive cGMP 3',5'-cyclic phosphodiesterase subunit gamma
Biological process (GO): positive regulation of G protein-coupled receptor signaling pathway; visual perception; positive regulation of epidermal growth factor receptor signaling pathway
Cellular component (GO): photoreceptor outer segment membrane
Molecular function (GO): 3',5'-cyclic-nucleotide phosphodiesterase activity; cGMP binding
Source: RefSeq, a predicted model, not a curated record
UUUUCUUAACUAGCUCAGACACACAACAAGAGAGAUCGAUAUUUAAACAGAAGAGGACUACAAACAUUAAAGACCAGAAGAGCUUUUAUUUCUGAAGGUAAGGAAGUGUACAAGAUGAGUUCAGGAAAUAUUACAGACAGUCUCAGCGAAUCACAUGACAUCCCAACGAGAGUACUCGGAGGUCCAACCACACCUAGAAGAGGACCCCAUAAAUUUAAACAGAGGAUGACAAGACAAUUCAAAAGCAAACCUCCCAAGAAGGGAGUCAAAGGAUUUGGAGAUGAGAUUCCAGGAAUGGACGGUCUUGGCACUGACAUCACAGUGGUGUGUCCCUGGGAAGCCUUCAGCCAUCUGGAGUUGCAUGAGCUCGCCCAGUAUGGUAUUAUCUGAAGAGAGGAGCUUUCUUGCUGAAAAUGUAUUACUUGGACCUGUUUAGUAAACCAGACUAACUCUGUCUAUGACCCACCUCUUGAUCUCACCCGAGGGAUGUGGCACAUUAUGGGCAGUUUCCUAGACAGAUUUUAGAUUAAGCUAGCGCUCUGCCAUCGGGUAUCAGGACAUUUAACCUCGUAAGACCUGGAUGUCCAUAUGUGGACAUUAAUUUUUUAUGUUUGCACCAUAAUACUUAAUUCUGUGUAACUGGAACCUGUUGAACACAAAAAUGGACAAUUACACUGCUUCAUGUUUUUAGAAAAAUAUUUGGUUAUUAUAUUUAUUGGUUCUUCCUAACCCAGAAAUGGCUGGUAUAAAUCUGAAAAAAAGACAAACCACAAAUUGGGUCUUAGUAGGUUAAGUAGUUUUUACAAACAAACCUUACUGUACAUUGCUGGUGUGUAAAACAAUGGCAAUGAUAUAUUUUUUAAUAUGUAAAUGCAAGCUGUUUUCAAGCAUGCAUUUUAGUCUGGGACUAGGGUUAAACUUUGUAUGGGACCCCCCCCAAAAAAAACCCAACAACAAUUGCACCAUUGCCUUCAUACUGUACUGGAAACUGUUGAGUUGUAUAGAAGCCUUUGAACACACCAGCCUUUGAAUGCAUUAUACAUUUAUUUUAUAUUUUAACAGCUCUUCAGAUGCAGGAGGGCUGUAAAGCAAUCAUACACACUGAUAUUAAAAAUAAAAA